UGCCCAUAUCCGUUUAGCCGCCCCCGGCGCCAUCAACCCCGUCGCCGUGGACUCGUCCUCUCCUCUCCUCUUCCCCUUUUCCUCUCCCUCUCACUCACUCCCCUCCGUCCAUCGGAUCCAUGAAAUGAAACCCCCGAUCACCUCCUCAAAUGUUAUCAAAGAAACCCAUCUCCCUCCUCCUCAUCAAGACCAAAUCCUACUCAAGUCUCUCAUCGGAAACCCCCAUCAUCUCCCAACUCCACCAAAUCCUCUCCUACCCCAACUGGAGAUCUCACCCUCAGCUCCCCUCCCUCAUCCCCAACCUCACCCCUUCCCAGAUCUCCCAAUUCCUCGAUACCCAUCAGGAUCCCAUCGCCUCCCUUCACUUCCUUGACUUCCUCUCUCAGCGGCAUUUCGUCAAACACCCCGCAGACACCUUCUUUCCCCUCCUGAACCGCCUGGUAUCUGCUGGUAUUCUCACUGCGGCGAGCAGGGUCGCUGUUAUGAGCAUCAAAGCGUGCGGGAGCGAUCGGGAGGUCACCCGGGUGUCCGGGUUCUUGAGGGACCUGAGCUCGAGGGGCUUCAGGUUCACGCUUGCGAUGUACAACUCGCUGUUGAACCAAAUGGGUAGGCAUAAUUUGGUUGGUAUGGCAGUUGAGCUCUUUUGUUCUAUGCUGGGUAGCGAGGUGGAGCCGACGCUUGUCACAUAUAAUACGGUGGUUAACGUCUUGUGUAAGAAUGGGAGGGUGAAGGAGGCAAUGGUGGUCGUGGGUAGGAUUUUUAGGUGUGAUAUGAGGCCGGACGGGUUUAUGUACACGUCUUUGAUACUCGGGUAUUGUAAAAGUUUUGAUAUUGAGAAGGCAUUUCGGGUGUUCGAGAUGAUGGUUAAGGAAGGAUGCCAGCCGAAUUCAGUAACAUAUUCAAAUCUGAUUAAUGGGUUGUGUAAUGAUGGGAGGGUGGAUGAGGCUUUGGACUUGAUGAGAGAUAUGGCAGAGAAAGGGGUUGAGCCAACGGUAUAUACGUACACUGACCCAAUAUCAGUUCUUUGUUUUGAGGGCCGCAUUAUUGAGGCGUGUAAUUUGGUUAGUGAUAUGAGGAAGAGGGGUUUACAGCCAAAUGUUCAUAGUUAUACUGCAUUUGUGGGCGGGCUUUGUAAAUUUGGUGCAAUAAACUUUGCUGUAGGUUUGUUUCAAAGGAUGGAGAAGGAUGGUUUGAUUCCAAAUGUAGUAUCUUACAAUGCUUUGAUUAAUGGGUUGUGUGAAAGAGGCAGACUUGGAGAUGCAGUGAGGGUUUUUGAUUCGAUGGAGAAAAGGGGCUGCUUGCCGAAUCUGAGAACUUACAAUGAGAUGAUAAAGGGAUAUUGCCGAGCGGGUAGAAUCGAGAAAGCAAUGCUUCUAAUCCAAAUGAUGGUUAAUACCGGUCCUUCACCAAACCAGGUUACAUACAACACUGUAAUAGAUGGAUACUGUAAAGCCGGAAAUCUUAGUAAUGCGGUUCGAAUGAGGGAUUUUAUGAAGGAAAAAGGUUGUGAUCCUGAUGAGUGGACCUACACUUCACUUAUAUGUGGCUUUUGUAAAGAGAGAAAGUUGGAAUUAGCUUCAGAGGCAUUUGAAAACAUGGUAAGCGCUGGGUUGAGGCCUAACGAGGUUACGUAUACUGCACUAGUGGAUGGGUACUGCAAGGAUGGUAAACAAGACAUUGCUUUGGAUUGGCUGAAUAGAAUGGAAAAGAAUGGUUGUGAACCAAACAUACAGACUUACAAUGCUAUAAUAGAUGGGCUUUUAAAAGAAAACCGGGUAUCAGAAUCACUGGAAUUUCAAAGUCAGAUGGUAGAGCAAGGAUUAUCACCUAAUGUUGUCACUUAUACUACAUUUAUUUAUGGUCUAUGUAAGCAUGACUCCACACCUUCUGCAUUUAAACUGAUGGAUGUAAUGGUGAAGAGAGACUGCUUGCCCAAUUUGCAUACUUAUAGUGUUCUUCUUCAUGGACUGUGCAAAGAAGGAAAGGUCGAGGAGGCUGAGAAGCUUCUGGAAAAGGUUAUAGAAAAAGGUUUGGUUCCAGAUCAGGUUAUGUACACUUCAUUGAUGGAUGGAUAUAUUAUGUCAGGAAAAUUAGACCUUGCUUUUUCACGUUUGCAACAAAUGGUUGAUGCUGGGUGUAGGCCAAGUUACCGGACUUAUAAGGUUUUGAUGGAAGGAUUACUAAAGGACCACCAACUAAUAGAGCAGAAGUUUGCAGCUCUGCCAGAUUCGGUCACUACUUCCACCGUAGUGGAGAAUGUUAUAGAUACUGACAGUAUAUCUUUACUAUUGCUUAGAUUGCGAGAGUACGGAUGUGAGAUUAAUUUUGAUCUUUAUAGCACCAUGGCAAAUGGUUUGUGUAGAGAAGGGAAGUGGCAUGAGGCACAUCAUUUGGUUAGAAGUAUGGCUGACCAUGGUUUUUCUCCAGAUGAAGAGAUAUACACAUCAUUGCUAUUGGUUUUUUCCAAAAGAUACCAAGUAGAUUUUGCAUUAGAUAUUUAUAAUGAAAUGACUCUCAAAGGCUAUGAGUGUAAUUUGAGUGGUUAUAGGUCAUUGAUAUGUGCACUUUGUAAAUCGGAUAGAAGAGAAGAAGCUUCAAACCUUUUUGAAAGCAUGCACUUAAAGAAAUGGAGUCCUGACGAGAUAGUGUGGAGCAUACUUAUCGAUGGUUUAAUAGAAGAAGGAGAACAUGAUUUGUGUGAAAAGUUUCUUCAUGUAAUGGAAGAGAAGGAUCAUGCUCCCACCUUCGAGACAUGUGUUAUUUUGUCAAGAAAAUUUCCCAAUAAUGAGAAUAAUACUGACAUGAGUCUCCGUGUUGAUAAAUCAAGGGCCUGAGGGUUAACUAUGUGAUAUUGCCUCUAGAAAAUGAGCAAUUCACUCUGUUCUGGUCAGGUUCCUUCUGUGUAGAUAUAGAUACUGAUAAUAAAAGGUUGAUGGAUCAAUUUUGAUGCUGAAAUGACCUCGAGGGAGCUGGAAGAGCUUCCUAAACUUUAUCAGGAAUAUAUUUUGAGCGAAUAUUCAGUUCAGAGAUGUGAUCUGGCCUUCUAUUGAAUAACUCGGGACUAUUGGAAGUCUCUUCAUGAGUUGCUUAUAAAUCAAAACCGGACAAUGUUUGAUGAAUGUGAUCCUCCUUUCCUUCGGUUGUCUUUGAGAAUACAAUCUUGAGAAUGUUUUAGAAACUGCAUGUUGCUAAAUGCAAUUUUCUCGAAAUCCAUCAAGGCUGCAGAAUCAAGCAAGUAGAGGGAGAACUUGGUUUUUUUAAAGUCCGUCAAGGCUUCAGAGUGUAUGAUAUAUAUCAAGCAAGUGGGAUGAAUUUUUGGUUUUUUCUUAUUUCUGGAGGAGGCAGAAGAAUCUUUCAUGGGUUUCUUUGGAGGAGGAAGAAAGAACGGAGGAUAAAGAAGGGGGUAUAAUAGAAAUUCUAUCCUCAUUCUGCCAGAAAUCUUAUAUGAGUGGAGGGGGAACUGACAUGUUUUCUUGGAGGAGGCAGGAGAAGGGAAAAUCUGUUAAGGGUUUCUGUGAAGAAGAAAAAGGAUAGAGAAAGAAGAAGCGGCUGAAUGGAAUUUCUAUUCUCAUUCUGCUAGAGAUCUAAUAUAAGGGGAUGUUAAGGGGAGAGGUACAAGAAUGGGUCUUGUGUAAUUUGAAAGGCAAGUUGGCAUAUAGCAAGUGGAGAUAAUUUUCAGUAUACCAAAAAUUGAGGGAUAAAUGUGUAAACCCCUAUUUUUUAUGUUCUUAAUCUCUAACUUUUUUACAUUCAUUUAUAUUCUUUCUCUAACAAGAUUUGAAAAUUUUACUCGAUGGGUACAUUGUAUGCAUGGUAACUUAAAAUGACUGUAAUUUGCUAAUUAUAUUAAUAAAAGAAGUUGU
Molecule: messenger RNA, 3863 nt
Organism: Asparagus officinalis (garden asparagus)
Lineage: Eukaryota; Viridiplantae; Streptophyta; Magnoliopsida; Asparagales; Asparagaceae
Product: pentatricopeptide repeat-containing protein At5g65560-like
Exons: 5
Coding region: 150-2834 (894 amino acids)
Molecular function (GO): protein binding
Source: RefSeq, a predicted model, not a curated record